Molecule: messenger RNA, 4025 nt
Organism: Syngnathoides biaculeatus (alligator pipefish)
Lineage: Eukaryota; Metazoa; Chordata; Actinopteri; Syngnathiformes; Syngnathidae
Product: arf-GAP with coiled-coil, ANK repeat and PH domain-containing protein 3-like
Cellular component (GO): cytoplasm
Molecular function (GO): protein binding; GTPase activator activity
Source: RefSeq, a predicted model, not a curated record
UGGCAAAAACACUUGUUCAUUGCCAUUUUUUUAAUGUACUGUAUGUCGUGUUCAUGUUUUGACUAUUGCGAAUUCGAUUUGUGUUUUGAAUUAAGUGAAAGCCGGUGUAUGGAUUGAGCAAGGCUGUUACUAUUGGGUUGAUGGCAACGUCCCGUCGACAGCAGUUCCGGUGGUUGGUCGCUAGUCGGCGCUCUCCCGUUCCAUCUUCGUUCCCCCCUCCAGCCAGUCAGUGUUGGGUCCUUUUGCUCCCUCCCACCCUGGUUGUAGUAAUUCAGUCACCGCGCACUCGGCUCAGUCAGAGACACGACCAGUCAGCGUCCAUCCCCUCGGUUAUUUGCGACAGGCCGCCGCGGGCGAUGACACUGACACGUUGAGGAAGGAAUACACGACAAAGACGCAAAAAUGACAGUGGACUUCGAAGAAUGUAUCAAGGAUUCUCCCCGGUUCAGGGCCGGCAUCGACGAUGUGGAGACAGACGUGGUGGAGAUCGAGGCAAAGCUGGACAAGCUGGUGAAGCUGUGCAGCGGUAUGAUCGAGGCCGGCAGGGCUUACGUCAGCGCCAACAAGCUCUUUGUGAACGGCAUCAAGGACCUGUCCCAGCAGUGCAAGAAAGAGGAAAUGAUAUCUGAGUGCCUUGAAAAGUGUGGAGAAAGCCUACAGGAGAUCGUCAACUACCAUAUGAUUUUGUUUGACCAGGCUCAGAGGUCAAUCAAGCAACAGCUUCAUGCUUUCAUUAAAGACGACGUGCGCAAGUUCAAGGACACCAAGAAGCAGUUUGAUCGCGUCCGAGAGGACAUGGAGCUGGCUCAGGUGAAGAAUGCCCAGGCCCCCAGGAACAAGGUCCAUGAGGCAGAGGAGGCCACGCAGGCUCUCGUCCUCAGUCGAAAAGCCUUCAGGCACCUAGCCCUGGACUACGUGCUGCAGAUUAAUGUGCUUCAAGCCAGGAAGAAGUUCGAAAUCCUCGAUGCGAUGCUGUCGUUCAUGCGUGCCCAAUACACUCUUUUCCAACAAGGCUUCAACAUUCUGGAUGAGAUUGACCCCUAUAUGAAAAAACUGGCUGCCCAGCUGGAUCAGCUUGUCAUCGACUCGGCAGUGGAGAAGAGAGAAUUGGAACACAAACAUGCCCUCAUCCAGCAAAGAGACUUUUCCUACGAUGACCCCAAGUUGGAGUUCAAUGUGGAUGCCCCCAAUGGUGUUGUCAUGGAGGGCUACCUCUUCAAGAGGGCCAGCAAUGCUUUUAAGACCUGGAACAGGCGAUGGUUUUCCAUUCAGAACAGCCAGCUGGUCUACCAAAAGAAACUUAAGGACUCUUUGACCGUGGUGGUGGAGGACCUGAGGCUGUGCUCCGUCAAACCGUGCGAAGACAACGAGAGGAGGUUUUGUUUUGAGGUGGUGUCACCCACCAAGAGCUGCAUGCUUCAGGCUGAGUCAGAGAAGCUGAGGCAAGCAUGGAUCCAAGCGGUCCAAGCAAGCAUUGCCUCUGCUUAUAAAGACAUCGCCGACAACUACUACAUCGAGCGCCUGGAUCGCACCGCCUCGCCCUCCACCAGUAGUAUUGACUCGGCGAGCGAGCCCAGAGACAGAGGGGAGAAGGUGGAUAAAGGAUUUCGGGCAGGGGGCGAAGGCCUCCUUCAGAGGGUGCAGAAUCUGCCGGGCAACGAAUUGUGUUGUGACUGCGGUCAGAGCGCUCCCUGCUGGGCCUCCAUCAACCUCGGGGUGCUGCUGUGCAUCGAGUGCUCGGGGAUCCACAGGAGUCUGGGAGUCCAUUGCUCUAAAGUGCGUUCACUGACUCUUGACUCAUGGGAGCCAGAACUACUCAAGCUGAUGUGUGAAUUAGGGAACACUGUGAUUAAUCAAAUCUAUGAGGGAGCCUGUGAGGAGCUCAGAGUGAAAAAACCUGGACCGUCCAGUACAAGACAGGAGAAAGAAGCCUGGAUUAAGUCCAAAUAUGUAGAGAAACGCUUCCUAAAGAAGAUGAGUGGGAGCUACACGUUGGUGGAAGGUGAAAGGAAGUCACGACCGUGGACUGUCAAGAAGUGCCAGCGACACAACAGUUCAGCCCGGGCGCCGAACAAAGCGCGUAGGAAAUACCAUCGCUAUGAGCCUGGCAGUGCCUCACCUGCUAAUCUCUCAGCAGCUGCUGCAGCCAAGUUUCGCCGGGAUUCGCUCUUCUGUCCAGAUGAGUUGGACUCCCUCUUCUCCUUUGACACGGGUUCUGGUCCCCGCAGUCUGAGCAGCGACAGCGGCUUGGGAGGAAGCACUGACGGCAGCACUGACAUCCUGGUGUUUGGGUCCGUAGUGGACAGUGUCACAGAAGAAGAGGAGGAAUCAGAGGAGUCCUCCAGUGGUGAGGUUGAAAUUGAACAGGAAGUCCCUUCAGACCCUGAGGAUCCCAGGGAGCUCCAUCCUGGGGCGCUGCUCCACCGCUCCUCCCGUCUGCACAACUUGCCCCUCAUGGCGGAGGCGCUGGCUCACGGCGCGGACGUUCAUGCUCCAAGUGAAGAAGAGGAUGGGAAAACGCCACUCAUACAGGCUGUUAUGGGGGGCUCCCUGAUCGCUUGUGAGUUCCUGCUACAGAACGGAGCUGAUGUCAACCAGAGGGACAUGAGAGGGAGAGGCCCGCUGCACCACGCUACCUACCUUGGAAACACUGGGCAGGUGUGUCUGUUCCUAAAGAGAGGAGCGUCACAGACAGAAGUGGACGAGCAAGGCUAUGAUCCACUCAGCAUCGCUGUUCAGGCCGCCAAUGCAGACAUCGUCACCCUCCUGCGUUUGGCCCGGAUGAAUGAGGAGAUGCGAGAGGCAGAAGCCCCCCUGGGACAACCAGGUGACAUCUCCCGUGUUGAAGUCUUUCGCGAGUUUUCUCUCCUCGCAUCUCUCCAGCCCGAGAAGCUGAGGAGAAGGAGUCUGCAGUUCAGCCGCUGCGAGAAACCUGAGGGGAACCGUCAUCAUCUUAAAGUUUAGAAACCAAUGAUUAGAAUAUAUUUCACUUCAAUAUAGAGGAUCAAAACUUGGCUUUUAAAAAAAUCCAUCAUUUUUACAUUUGAAGAAGCCAAAUGUCUAAUAUUAUUUGGUUCAAAUUUAUGUAUAUCAAAACGUUUGUUAAUGCAUGCUAUAGUGUUUUUGCGAUUGCUAAACUUGAGACUUUAUUUUUUUAGUAAACUGGAUUUUCUCAAAUAAUUGCCUACACUCUUGUAGAAGUCAUGCCUCAAUUAAUCAUUGUAAAAAAAAAAAAAAAAAACAUGUCACAUCUCCUUCUCCCUGGAUUAAAUGUGAAACAAAUUCCUUGUAACAAUAAAAGGUAUUAUCGGUAUAGUCAACUGUAGUGGAAAGGAUGUCAGCCUUAAAGUUCUGCAAUUUGGAUUUCAAAUCUUGCCUCCUGCAUAGGUUUGAAUGUGAGUGUGAAUACUGGUUUGUCAAUAUAUGCACUGCAAAUAUCAGAUGACCAAUCCAGGGUGUCACCCAAAGUCACACUCCAGCACACCUGUGACCUUUAGGACAAGUGAAAUAGAAAGUAGAUGGAUGGGUUGUUUGUAUUAUUGAGGGAAUGACUGGAGUGCUCCAGGUUUUAUAUCCGAAUGUCGGUCAAUUUACUUUCAGGAAGUUGAAUAUUUAUUGCCAUCUGUCUAAUAAUCAUUUGACCCCACACCCAAAGACUUGAUGUUUGCUCUCUGAAUGGCUUGCACUUCCAUGAUUGAUACACAAAGUAGCACGUGCCUCCUCUGCCCCGUUUGAACUGCUGCCAUGUGACUGUUGAUAAGUAUCAACAACAUUGCCAACAAAACAGAGCAUGGCUUGUUGUCGCUGUCAAAUGAUGAAAGUCAUCCUGUUGUUUUCACCUCUUGACUCCUUUUCACAUCGCUUUAUUUCUCUGAUUUUGUCACACUUGACCUCAAUUCUAGAUAAACGCUUGAGCGCAGCCACUCAAACCCAAUUGUGACAAAUAUAUUUGGUUGGAAAUGCCAAUUUAUGUUUUGUAUAAUUUUGUAAAUUGCACAUUUCAUAAUAAAUGAUACUCAUUAACA